Molecule: messenger RNA, 2520 nt
Organism: Physcomitrium patens
Lineage: Eukaryota; Viridiplantae; Streptophyta; Bryopsida; Funariales; Funariaceae
Product: protein INVOLVED IN DE NOVO 2
Biological process (GO): gene silencing by siRNA-directed DNA methylation
Source: RefSeq, a predicted model, not a curated record
UAUUAAAGACUCGCUUCAUUGAUACGAUUUGGCUCUUGCGAUUCUUGCCUCUGCCUGUUAGGCAAGCUUCGGGCUCCGAGUAAUUCGCUGCCAUUUGAGAUUCCUUUUGGAUCUUGUGGCUUUGGUAGGAUGGCGCCGUUGGAGGUUUGGAAUGUUGCAUCGUGUGUUUCGAUUUGUGCUUUUAUAUCGAUUCGAAUGUGGAUUCAAACAUUGGCUGCAGUAUCUCUAUUCCCUUGAUCUUCUCCUCCGAAGACUCUCCGUCUUCCCUAAGUGCUGAUUGUCCGGAGACUUGAAGGGAGUUGAAGUUGAAGGUGACGAGGUGUCUUCAGAGAUGGAUGAGCCAGACAGUGACGACUAUGACUCUGACGAAAUGAAUGAGGCAUUCGACUUAGCCUGGACAGGACUUAAAAAUGGGUCACUCAAGUGUUUGAACUCCGAUGGCACCUUCAGGUGUCCUUAUUCACCCGGUCGUAAGAAGCAGAACUAUGUAUACAGUGAAUUACAUCAGCAUGCUGUGGGAGUUGGUAAAGGGGAGCGGGGUCCUGUCGCUGCUGGAAAUCAUCGCGCCUUGCAAAAGUACCUGGAACAGGAUAUGGCUGCAAGGGCACACCCUCAGGCGGAGCGAGUUAUUCAUUUGCAGCAAGAGGUACCUUCCAGGGUGGAUAACGACGACAAACGUGUCCGUCCAUGGAUGGGCAUAUUGCAAAACAUUGACAAUCGAACUCGCAGGCCAGCGGACCAGUUCCGAAUCGGCCCUGGUGCGGCAGAUAUCAAAGAGCAUCUCCGGGCUUUCAACCCAGAAUCGGUUAAGGUGUUAUAUGAUUAUAAAGGUCAUCUAGGCAUGGCUGUCGUUGGGUUUCGGAACACAAUGGAUGGGUUCAAAGACGCUGAAGCGUUUGAGAAUAGCUUCUGCCUGAAAAGGCGAGGACGGAAGGAUUUCGAGAUGAACUAUCCACAUGCCCUCGGCGAACACUUGUAUGGAUGGAUGGCUACUGAGAAGGAUGUCGAUGGCUGGAACAAGGGCUCUCACAAACUUCUAGUCGAGCACCUGAGGGCAAAUGGCGACCUGAAAUGCCUCCCAGAGAUUGUGAAGGAAUUGGAACUUACAGCACAGCAACAGGUGCAAAAUCUGAAGAAAGUCGUCAUAAACAAGGAUGAUGUCUUGCAAGUAACUCAUCGGGAGAACUGGAGCUUGACCAACAAGGUAGAUCUUGUCACUGCCCAACGUGAACAAGCAGAGAGUGAGAAGCUAAAGCUUAUCGAGAAUCAUAAAAAAGAACUUGAGGGGUUGCAACGAGCGGCAUCUCUUGCAGCGGAAGAGCAUGAGAGGAAUAUGGGUGCUUAUCGAACACAAAUCGAAAACAGGAUGAAAGAGCUAGAAAGCAAAUGCUCUGAACUAGGAAUGUUGCAAAUUGAGAAUGAGGCUGAGAAGGCUCGAAAUUUUGCAGAAAGACAGGAGACACAAAAACUAUUAGCAUGGUACAAGGUUCAAGCUAAGAUUCAGGAAGAGCAACAACUCAAGCAGAUUGAGCUCAUUAAAAAGCACAAGGAUGAGAGUGACAAAUUAGAGAACGAGCUUCAAGAGCAACGGAAAAAACUUCAAGCAAAGCAUUGGCGUGAGUUGGAGAAUCACCGUGUGACGGAGCAAUUGGAGGCGGAAAAGGCCAAGAAGGCAGAGAUCAUCGAAGCAAACAUAGAGGAAACAGAAAAAGAAAAAGAGGAAUAUGUCAAGAAGAUCGCUGAGUUGGAGGAAAAGUUAAAGGACUGCGAAGAAGACAUGGAUUAUAACAAUGAUCUUGUGAAUCAAUUAACAAUUUCGCACAGACAAGCAAAUAGUGAAGUCGAAGAUGCUAAGACAUUAAUAAUAAAAUUGAAAGUGUUGGAAAAAUAUGGCACAUCCGACAUUGGGGUGAAGAGAUUGGGACAGCUGAACACAGAAGGUUGGUGGGAAGCGUGCGGUCACAAGUUUCCAAGCAAAAUGAGGUUCUGUAAGUGGCAAAGUAGAGUAGAGACACUAAUGGCAGAUAAUACGUUUAAUCCAAUCAGGGUGGAGUCCGACGGGAAAGGAGGACAUAAGUACUCCGUUAAUGAAGACGAUAAGGAGUUGACAAAUAUCCGCGAAAAGUAUGGUCCCUUGGUGGCUAAUGCUGUUGCAGCUGCCAUGCUGGAGUUGACAACUUGGAAUCCUAGCGGAAGGUAUAUUGUCUCAAUGCCCUGGGAUUUCAAGGCAAAUCAGAAAGCCACUAUGAGCCAACUUUUUGACUUUUUCCUAAAAGUUAUUAAAAAUAAAGAAGAUGAAGUUAAGGAAACGCAAAAGAAGCUGAAAGCGUUGGAGGAAGCGAUGGCGCUGACGAAGGAGAAGACGAAGGGUCCCGCCUCUGGUGUCUCCAAAGGAAAAAAAAGGCCUCGUCCCUAAUACAGUGGACCUGCACAGGUAUAGCCAGCAGAUCCAUCUGCUCUGAGCAUUUUGACUUAGAUACCUUAGUUAACCUUGUUUAAUCUACCUACAAUGUUAUGGAA